AUGUCAGCGCUGCCGUCUGACGCGGACGAGCAGAUUGCCGAAGGGCUCACCCAUACAUCGCACGCCGUUCCAUUAUAUCAAUACGAGCCCUUGGAAAAGAACUGCAUUCGCGUGGUCGACCUUCAGCCAGCUCAAACUUCAGUGGAGCAGCUGCGAUGCAGAUUUGUCAACGUCGACUUGGACAAGGACGACAUUCCCUACGAGUGUAUCUCGUACACAUGGGGGGCUCCGGACUUCGAUCAUGCUGUCUCCAUCAUCUCGAAAGAGACGCCCUGCAAUAUUCGGAUCACUGAAAAUCUGGCUGAUGCUUUGCGUCGGUUCCGCUUGACUGAUCGCCCGCGCCGUCUCUGGGCCGAUGCUAUCUGCAUCAACCAGGAAGAUGACGGUGAAAAGAGCACCCAGAUCCCGCUUAUGGGGAAUAUCUUCCACGGGGCCUUAGGCGUCUUGGUCUGGCUAGGCUCCAGUCAUGCCGAGCAGCUGGCGCGGCUGCGUUCCCUAUCGCGACGCACUAUCACUCGAGUCGAAUCAUUAUCAAUGCGAGACAUGGAGUCGGUCACGGAUUCGUUCGAGAAGCUCCUGGCUCUUCCGUGGUUUACGAGGCGCUGGGUCAUUCAGGAGGUCGUCCUGAACCCCAACGUCUUCUUCUUUUGCGGCACCGUGGAGCUGCCCUGGAUAGCGUUCCACUCAUGCCUGGUGAAAACGACAUUUCCCGAAUCCACAGCGCUGAGAAUCCUCCGGGCGGUCAGGUCCAUGAAGACCAUGUUUGAGCUAUGGAAAGGCUGGGCGUUGCCGCGGUCGGAGCCACAGGCAGUGGCUAGCUCCAUCGGCCGGAUUCUGCACAUCUUCGACGCCUAUGAGUGUGCGGACGGCAGAGACCGUCUGUACUCGGUGGCCGCGCUGGCCAGCAACGUUAAUGUCCAUCUUAGCGGCACGACAUCGGCUUCAUUGAAGCAAGAUCUCCGUGGAGAUGCGUUGUCUAUUUCCGUCAACUACUCACGCAGCCUUGAAGAGGUGUACAUCGACUUUGCCGAAGAAGCCGUUGGGAAGGGACAUCUCUUCUGGUUGUUGUGUAUGGUAUCGUCUCGCAAACAGAUGGACCCCUCAAAACCUAGAGCUGAAGGCUUGCCUUCUUGGGUGCCUGACUGGCGGAUUGGGCGUACUCACCCGUACCGCGAAAUGCCGCUUGUCCCAUUAUCUUCUGUCCAAUAUGAACACACAUUAUCGGCACACAGGAUCGAAGUGCCCAUCAACAUAUGGCUGGCAGAUGAAGACUCCCCAAACCAUGCAAAGCGAGAACUUCCUCGCAUUCACUGGCGAUCUACAUGCUUCCCGGCAAACAAGCCGGUCUUGGAAAUGAUUGCCUGGUUUCGGGAUAUAGCGCGUACCUUGUGCCAAUACGUAAUCGAGGGUAUCCCGCCACCCAUUGGAGAUUCCAUUUAUAUUCGCAGAGCCAUGUAUCUCUCCAAGGAGGCGCUGGAAAAGCUUUUCGAUUCAGUCCAACCAUUCUCGGAAUUGGAUAUACGGUCUUUUCUUCGGGGCAUCAAACCCAGCAAUGUCAUUGACACAAAGCAUCAACCAGUUAACACCCCCGGCCCCACUCCCACUGAUCAGCGCGAGCUCCCUAGUUUUAUGUCUGCGUAUAAUGCGGAGGACCUAGAUCAUAUAUCCGAGAUAAUGUCCGGUCCGGCAGCGGACCUGUGUCUGUUUAUAAGCGAACCAUUGGUGGUGCCGUCUCCCGGCAAGCCGGGUCCGCGGCUCAUCGGCAUUGGGCCCAACACGCUGGAGGUUGCUGACAGCGUAGUCUGGCUUUCUGCAGUGAAUCCAAAUGUCGGUAUGAAAACCCCGCAGGAUACACUGUUCGUCUUCCGCGACGCCGCGGUGAGGUCGGACGUACCGGAUAGGCCAGCCUUGCGUUUUGUGGACAACGCCUCGGGGUUCGGCUUUCAUUGGGACCCGCAGGAGAAGUUGACCGACCCCAGUGCCGUCAACUUCGAGUACGCCCAGGCGGGAGCUUCGAAGCGCACGGAGCGUUGCCAGUUUACGUUUCUUGUACGAUAG
This is a messenger RNA of Neoarthrinium moseri, 2058 nucleotides long. RefSeq lists its product as uncharacterized. The record is from RefSeq and is a predicted model, not a curated record. Bases 1 to 2058 code for a protein of 685 amino acids. NCBI's taxonomy places the organism in Eukaryota, Fungi, Ascomycota, Sordariomycetes, Amphisphaeriales, Apiosporaceae. The transcript has a single exon.